GCGGAAGCCCUGCUCUCUCUGCUCAGCCGCCGCCAUAGAGGGGCUUUGUGUCAGCCGGCACAAAGUGAGGAUUGAUGCCGCUUCCCCUCCCCCUGCCGCGCCGAGCGGGACCGCAGACGGCUCCGACAAAGGUCCCCUUCUCCCUCCCGCCGGGGACGGGGUGCUGCCCCGCUGAGGGGUCUCCCCGGCGGCACCACGCACGGGCAGAGGCACCCACUGCCCUCCUGCAGUGGCGCCGGGGACCCCCAGGGCCCGUCCUCAGCCUCUCCCAGGCCACCCUGCUGCUGCUGGGGUCCUGCCGGGGCAGCUGGGCCUCCCCGCAGCGUGGUGAGCCGGGGCUGGGGCAGCCUUCAGCAGCAGGUCCCGGCCCUGCUGUCGCUGCUGCGAAGAGUGCCGGGGGCUCCCUGCCCGCCUGGGCUCUCCCAGGGCCUGAGAGGGGGCACAGCCCCUCUGCUCCCCCCUCAACCUGAGGUGUCGGUGCCAUCCCGGCCGCCCCUGCUCCCCUCUGCCAAUGUGGAGCAAGUGGAGCUUUGUCGGGGCGGGUUUGAUGGAGGCCGGAGGCGGUGGGGGAGCAGAUGUGCCAUGCUGGAACCUGCCGUGCGGUGUUCUGAGCGUGCCGAGGAAUAUUGUCACUUGCCUGGAUUUCAGUUCGGAAUGGCCUAAGAGGAGCUCAUAUCAGCAUUCAUUAUCUAUCUCCCAGCCCCUCCCGAUGCGUAAUAACAAGUCAUCACGUUAUUGAGAGUGACUUGGAAAAGUUUCAGAAAAUGUGCCUCUGAAUGAAGAGCAGAUUGUGAGUUUUGUUGAAUUCAGGCUAGGUUUGCUCGGCACGGCGCGUUCUCGGCAGCGGGUUCUGCAUUGAGGCAUCUGGAUGAGCCGGCGGAGCCGCGCAGGCAGCGGCGCGGGGUUUGUCUGGGCUGUGCCCCGCAGCAGGGACCUCGGCUCCUCGGCCACCCUGAGCACGGGGAGCCCGUCGGGAGGGGAGGGUGAGCCCCCACGGCUCGGGGUGCGCCUGUCGCCGUGCUCGGGGGAUGAAACUGCGUGGGGAGCAAAGCGGCUCCGCUCAGCUCUGCGUGUGCUGGGUCUCAUGCGGGCCGGAGCGGAGCGCUCUCCUGGGUGUGGUUCCUCAGCAAUAGCGUUUUCACCAUUCCUGGUCUCUCGCUUCUGUCGUGUUGGACUCCCCAGGUGGUCUGGCUGUUCGUGUGACAUUAUUAUUAUUUACAUAGGGCCCAGACUUGCUCUUUUUUAUUGCCCGCAGCACGAUGUUUGUUCAGACUGGGCAUUGUGAAGUGUAAACCCAGGUCCCACUUGGCACCAGCACUCACCUCUGCCUUUUCUAGAAGCAGAUCAGUCCAUCAUGCCUGAGGUGCGAGACCUCUCCGAUGCCCUGCCCGACCUGCCGAUGGAUCCCAUCACGGGCGUUGGUGUGGUCGCGUCCCGGAACCGAGCACCCACUGGUUAUGAUGUUGUUGCACAAACAGCAGAUGGCUUGGACGCUGACCUCUGGAAAGAUGGCUUAUUUAAAUCCAAGGUCACACGAUACCUGUGCUUCACAAGAGCCUUUUCAAAAGAAAAUAGUCAUUUAGGCAACGUCUUGGUGGACAUGAAGCUCAUUGACAUCAAGGACACUUUACCCGUGGGCUUCAUCCCCAUCCAGGAGACCAUCGACACACAAGAAGUAGCUUUCAGAAAGAAGAGGCUGUGCAUUAAAUUCAUCCCUCGCGAUUCCACGGAGGCAGCGAUCUGUGAUAUCCGAAUCCUGGGCAGAUCUAAACAGGCCCCUCCUCAGUACACGUUCAUAGGGGAGCUGAACAGCAUGGGCAUUUGGUACCGCAUGGGCAGAGUUCCACGCAACCACGAACCUUCCCAGCCUGCGACUCCUCCUUCCCAAGUACCAUCCUCCACACCAGCUCCCAACCUGCCAAGGCAUAUCUCGCUGACGCUCCCCGCCAGCUUCCGAGGGAAAAGUCACAGCACUCGCCUGGACUUGGAGCACCAGCACUCGAAUCUGUAUGCCAUCUCAGCGAUGGAUGGAGUGCCUUUCAUGAUUUCGGAGAAGUUUGCCUGCGCUCCUGAAGGGAUGCAGCCGGUUGAUCUCUUGGGCAUCACAAUCAAAACCCUUGCAGAAAUCGAAAAGGAGCGUGUCUUCUGAAGCAGCCAUAAUCUA
This is a messenger RNA of Athene cunicularia (burrowing owl), 2164 nucleotides long. RefSeq names its product multivesicular body subunit 12B (gene MVB12B). Gene Ontology annotation, cellular component: ESCRT I complex; late endosome. The transcript has 10 exons. The coding region runs from base 1355 to 2149 and encodes 264 amino acids. NCBI's taxonomy places the organism in Eukaryota, Metazoa, Chordata, Aves, Strigiformes, Strigidae. The record is from RefSeq and is a predicted model, not a curated record. Gene Ontology annotation, biological process: regulation of epidermal growth factor receptor signaling pathway; viral budding; virus maturation.